This is a messenger RNA of Ramularia collo-cygni, 1746 nucleotides long. Its product is annotated as probable glutamine phosphoribosylpyrophosphate amidotransferase. Gene Ontology annotation, molecular function: amidophosphoribosyltransferase activity. Lineage: Eukaryota; Fungi; Ascomycota; Dothideomycetes; Mycosphaerellales; Mycosphaerellaceae. Gene Ontology annotation, biological process: purine nucleotide biosynthetic process; purine nucleobase biosynthetic process. The transcript has a single exon. The coding region runs from base 1 to 1746 and encodes 581 amino acids. Gene Ontology annotation, cellular component: cytoplasm. The record is from RefSeq and is a predicted model, not a curated record.
AUGUGCGGAAUCCUCGCUGUCAUCCUGGCCUCGACGUCGGCAGACGCGGGACCCGAGUUGCACCAGGCGCUGUACUACCUCCAGCACCGCGGACAAGAUGCCUGUGGUAUUGCGACGUGCUCCACAGGURGCAAGUUCUACCAGUGCAAGGGAAACGGUCUUGCCUCCAAGGUCUUCAACGAGGGCAAGAGAGUGGCCGACUUGCCCGGCUACAUGGGAUUGGGACACCUACGCUACCCGACUGCGGGAAGCUCCAACAACUCGGAGGCUCAGCCAUUCUAUGUGAACUCUCCAUACGGCAUCUGCUUCACUCACAAUGGCAACCUGAUCAAUGCUCCCGAACUAAGAGAGUACCUGGACAAGGAGGCCCACAGACACAUCAACACCGAGUCCGACAGCGAGCUGAUGCUGAACAUCUUCGCCGAUGAGCUCAACACCACCGGCAAGGCAAGAAUCAACUCUUCUGAUUGCUUCAGUGCACUUGAGAGAAUGUACACCCGGCUCCAGGGUGGAUGGGCAUGUACGGCAAUGCUGGCCGGAUUCGGACUUAUUGGGUUCCGUGAUUCCUACGGCAUUCGUCCUAUGGUCCUGGGUGAGCGUCCCUCCUCUGACGUCGAGGGUGGUAUGGACUACAUGAUGGCAUCCGAGUCCGUCGCCUUGAGCCAAAAUGGCUACAGCAACAUCAAGGACAUCCUUCCCGGCCAGGCCGUCAUCAUCGAAAAGGGCARGGCACCGGUCUUCCAACAAGUCAGCCCACAGAAGGCGUACGCGCCCGACAUCUUCGAGUAUGUCUACUUUGCGCGUCCGGAAAGCACCAUCGAUGGCAUCUCCGUCUAUCGCAGCCGGCAACUCAUGGGCUACAGCCUUGCCGAGACCAUCAAGAAGCAGCUGGGCGCAGAUGUGCUGAAAGAGAUCGACGCUGUCAUCCCUAUUCCGGAGACCUCGCUCGUUUCAGCAUACGCGGUCAGCACGCACCUCAAGAAGCCGUACUGCCAGGGCUUUGUGAAGAACCGAUACAUCUUCCGAACCUUCAUCAUGCCGUCGCAAAAGGCUCGUCAACGUGGUGUCAGAGCCAAGCUCAACGCCAUCCCGAUCGAGUUCAAAGACAAGAAUGUGCUGCUCGUCGAUGACAGCAUCGUACGCGGCACGACAUGCAGGGAAAUUGUCAACAUGGUACGCGAGGCCGGUGCUCGCAAGGUCUACUUCAGCAGUUGCGCGCCGCCUAUCACGCACGCUCACAUCUACGGAAUCGAUCUUGCAAGCCAGGAUGAGCUCAUUGCACGCCAAUGCGCCAUGGACCAGAUUGCGCAGAACAUCGGCGCGGAUGCCGUCAUCUAUCAWUCCCUCCACGACCUGGAGAAAGCAUGCGCGAAAGACAGUCCUCGCGACAACCAAAAGUUCGAAGUCGGCGUCUUCUGCGGCAAAUACGUCACACCAGUCGCAGACGGUUACUUUGAGCAUCUCGAGCGCAUUCGGGGCGAAACGAAGAAGCUGAAAGUCAUGGAGAAGGCUGUUCAAGCUGUGGUUCAUGGCACCGCUACCAACCAGGAGAUCGAGAUCGCCGCUAAUGGCGUCGAUGUUGACAGCCACGGACACGUCGUUGCUAAGAACGGUGGGGACUCCGAUGGUCAGAAACGUCGACCAGCACAGGAGGUCAAGCGUCCAGAACGCCCUGAACAUCUCAAGGAGCAGCGUGAUAGUCAGGAUGUCGCAAUUUGGAAUCAGCACGACAAUCCUCGUGAUUGA